AUGUUAUAUGAAAGGAAAUUUAUUGCAUUUGUUUACAUGCCAUACCCAUUGUUACAACUUUUUAGUAAAAAGGCCAAGACAAAAAAGCCUCAUACAACUCCGGAAGAAAGAGUCCAAAUUCUUCUUUCUCUUCAAAAUGGACAUACUACAAGGCAAAUAGCAAAAUGGUGUGAACAACACUCCCUCGAAGAUGCACCAAAACCAGGUCAACCAUCUACUAUAAAUGAAACAAUAAAAAAUAAAAUUGUCAAUCUCAUAACUUUGCAAAGGUGCUCAUCUGCUCCAGAGGUCCAAAAAUGUAUAGAAGGAAAAGAAAAUAUUAGUAUUUCAUCACCUACUAUUCGUCAUAUACUUCAUGCAAAUGGUUUAGUAUCAAGAAUUAAAAGAAAAAAACCCUACCUCAGCAGUAAACACCAAAAGCGUCAGUUAGAAUUUGCAAAAGAACAUGAACAUUGGACUAUCAAAGACUGGUCAAAGAUUAUAUGGUCUGAUGAGUCUAAGUUUAAGGUUUUUGGAUCAGAUGGGAAGCAAUAUUAUUGGAAACAUCCAGAGGAACCAUUAAACCAUUUCCACAUUAAACCUACAGUGAAGUUUGGGGGCGGGUCGGUGAUGAUAUGGGGCUGUUUUACAUCUCGGGGUGUUGGUGGCUUUUGUAGGAUUGAUGGCAUGAUGGAUGCUAAAUUGUAUCAACAGAUACUUCAUGAAGAUCUUAUGAAUACUAUCAAAGAUCAUGGAUUUAAUGUCAAAGAGGCAUCUCCCUGGGCAAGGAUUUACGGAAUAAGAUACAACGGGUUUGGUUUGAAAUUGAUGUUGAAACUUGUACCAACUUAA
This is a messenger RNA of Entrophospora sp. SA101, 831 nucleotides long. The record is from the annotation of a GenBank genome assembly. NCBI's taxonomy places the organism in Eukaryota, Fungi, Glomeromycota, Glomeromycetes, Entrophosporales, Entrophosporaceae.